Messenger RNA from Candidozyma duobushaemuli, 1914 nucleotides. RefSeq lists its product as uncharacterized. NCBI's taxonomy places the organism in Eukaryota, Fungi, Ascomycota, Pichiomycetes, Serinales, Metschnikowiaceae. The record is from RefSeq and is a predicted model, not a curated record. Bases 1 to 1914 code for a protein of 637 amino acids. The transcript has a single exon. Gene Ontology annotation, molecular function: chromatin binding. Gene Ontology annotation, cellular component: nuclear inner membrane.
AUGGACAAGGAAUAUCUCCAGGAAGGUAAGUCCAGACGGUCUAAUACUUAUGAUCAUUUACUAACUGCAGACUUUGAUCCGUCCAAGGUCAAGGUGGCCCAAUUGCGGGAGAUUCUACGCGAAAACGACAUUGUGUUUCCCUCUGCCGCAAAGAAGAAAGAACUCGUGGAGAUCUUCAACGAGAGCAUUGGCAAUAAGAAUUCAUCAAAAGAGGGCCAUUCUGAGGCUCCUGCUAAUACCCUGAAUGCCAACGAUACCAAGGACUCCGUUGAGAUCAUCGAGAUUGAUGAGGCGUCUCCAGAAGUGAAACCAAAGAAGAAGACAAAGAGAAAGACGUCGAAGAAGCACGUCAAGGCUGAAGAAGACGAAGGCGUGAAAGAUUAUAACAAGGAAGAGGUGAGUCCAGAUGCCUCCAAGACCUCAAUCGACGAGUCUGACAACUCCCUUCAGAAAACACCCAAACCAACCAAAAGCCCGUUCGGCUCCUCGCCACCCUCCAAGAAACUGAAGAAAAGAAAAUCAAGCGUGUUUGAUGAGCCCAAGAAGACCCCAGAAAAGGGCAACCUCUUCCAGGUCGACAUGGACUCCGAUUCAGACACUGUCAUCUUUAGUCCAAAGCCCAAAAAGGCCAAAACAACGCCACUGCCCGCUCCUGUCAAAACCACCAAGCGCAAGGUAUCAUCGAAGAAACAACCCAAAGCUUCGACGUCUCCCGACAUUUCCAAGUCCGUCAAUCUGGACUUAGAGGAGAGCGUUGCCAAAUCCACCCCAACCAAAGCGCCAGAGCCUGUGUCUCCUAAAGUCGAGACUGAUAUCAAGCAGGAGGUUCACCGCCCAGUUCUUGACCCUAUUCUUGACUCUACCACUGACGUUUCUCGUGAAGACUCUGAGGACAAGUUCAAUGAAUCUUUAAAAAAUGAGCUUGUUGACGACGCCACAGGAUUCGACGCUGCCCUCUCCAGACUCAAACGCCACGACAGCCAGGAUCUGGAACUCACCAAAGAGAGAAAAGAUGCAGAGCUUGCUAAGCUACUAGGCGUGGACAUCAAUGGCGUGAAACCAAAGCCCAAGGGUAGGAGAAGCAUCACCCCUCGUCGGCCAAUUAUCAUCCCUGAGAGGCGUUUGGCCUCAGACAGAGGGUCUCUUCUCGAUGAUCUCGAUAAAGACGUUCCAUCCUCUGCAACAGAAACCGAGGAGCAAACAGCUGCUCCAAGUGACGAAGAAGCUGAUACUGACAUUGAGGACGAAGAAGAGACCGCUGACGAAAAGUCACUUGCAUCGAGAGUCAGGAACCAAAAACGCAAUUCCCCAUCAUUGGCCACAACCUUACUGUUUAUUGGUCUCUGGAUUUUGUUAAUUGGCUUUGCUAUGUUUGGCUACUGGUAUAGAGAGCAAACAAUUCUCAUCGGCUACUGUGGGCAUGAAAUUGACAAACCAACAGUUCCACAGCAAUCCGACACUCCGGCAUUAAUUUCUAAACUUGGCACUUACCUUGACAAUAAUUUCAAACCAUCGUGCGUUCCAUGCCCGCAGCAUGCGAGGUGCUUCACGCAUCUAGAGUUGGGAUGUUAUGAGGACUUUGUCGAGUCAAAGCCAUGGUACUAUCAAUAUUGGCCGGUGUUUGACCCAAGAGCCAAGAAAUGCAUUCCAGACACAAAGAAAGCUGAGAAAGUCGAACUCAUGAUAGACGAGGCUCUUGACUUGUUAAGGGCUCGUAACGCUAAUAUUCAAUGCGGCCUGACGGCAGUUGACAACUUUGAAGCGGGCAUUGAGGUCAAUGAAUUGCAUGAUCUUUUGCUUGCACUCAAAGCCCCAUAUAUCACAGAGGAGGAGUUUGAAGAUUUGUGGAAACGUUCGGUUGUUGAGUUGGAGAAAGAACCGGAGAUAACGGUAAGGCAAGUUGCAACUAUUUAA